GAGACUGAUCAAUAAACAGCCUUGUAUAAAUACAUAGUAUUACUUGACACUUCGCUCUCUGUAUUUAUAGGUUACUAAUAAACUACUGGUGUUUGGCAUAUUGGUUAAUUUGUCUUCAGUGAUGCUUUUCGAAAACCAGUAUGGUGCCCCUUUGAGGAAAUAUUGUUGUUUUGUUGCCUUAAAUGAUUGGACAAUAAACAUUUCGUGAAGCGUAUUGGGUGCAACUCCGAAGUGUGUAGAGCAAUCCAUCGCAAUGUACGCAGUGAUACCACAGUCUCGUACGUCGCUAACUUGCAGCUUCAGAUGAUCUUUGGUAUUGUAAUGUAUUGGACUAUUGGAUGAUGAUAAUGUGUUUUGGAUGUGAACAAAGUGUUAGGGAGGAUGUGUUGUGAUGUAGAUUGGGUAUUUCCAGCAUUAAGGAAACCUUCUCGUCUGUGGAAUGUUGCUAGUACGGUCACACUUUCUGCUGUUGGAAUGUUUAGUAAAUUAAUUACAGAAUGGCUGAACACCACAAAGGUCUACAACCGUGACAUCUUGAUUCACGCACUAGAGAACAGACCACCCACUGUACCACUGAUAACAGUUUCAAAUCACCAUUCCUGCUUUGAUGAUCCAGGCUUAUGGGGUUGUUUAAGCUUGAAGCAUUUACUGAAUCGUGAAAUCAUGAGAUGGUCCUUGGCGGCACACGACAUAUGCUUCACAAAUAUGUUUCAUUCGUACUUUUUUAUGUUGGGAAAAUGUGUACCUGUAGUUAGAGGGAAAGGUGUAUAUCAGCAAGCAUUAGAUUUUUGUCUGGAGCAGCUGUCAAAGGGCAACUGGAUUCAUGUGUUUCCAGAAGGACGUGUUAAUAUGGCCAAAGAAUACAUGAGAUUGAAAUGGGGUAUUGGGCGUCUGAUAUAUGAAUGCCCAAAACUUCCACUCGUUAUUCCGAUGUGCCAUAUUGGAAUGGAUAACAUAUUGCCAAACACUCCACCCUACAUUUUACGAAUGGGAAAGAAAGUGACUUUAAAUUUUGGUAAACCUAUUGAUUUCAGAAAUAUGCUGCAUGGUCUCAGAGAAAGUAAUGUCCCUCCACAGGAGGCAAGAAAAGUUAUCACUGACAAAAUAGAAAACACACUGAUGCUGCUGAAGGCAGAAACUGAAAGACUUCAUCUUAUUACCCUGCAAUCUUGACAUUAAACUGUUUGUUGCAUUAUUCUUCAAAAUGUUGGAGGUUUUGGUGAUGUGGGCAUUAACUUGCUGAGCAUGAGACUGCAAAGUCUAAUAUUGAAGGAAAAAGUCUUACAUUUAUAUUUUUGCUAGUCAUUUUUUAAAUUAUUUUUAUAGUUCUCUGCAAAUUAUUUACAAAAGGAACUUCUGAAGACUAUAAAAGCACAAUUCUUGUUAUUGAUGUUUGUAAAUUCCAUCCAUUGUAAUAUAUAGGCCUACAGGGGACUCAAAGUAUUAUGUGAGUUUUAGUUGCCACAGUGGUUAUGUUGUGUGCACUCAUCUCGUCCUGUUAAGAGCUGUAAGCCCUGAGUAAUUUUACAGUAUUGGUGGUCUAAACCUUCAUGCUUUAAAACAAGAAGAGAAAGUUAAAAGUAAGUUAAAAUUCACAAAAAGGUUUGUUAUUCAUUUGUGUGAAAUAGAACAUGCUGUAGAUAAGUGCAGAGUAAGGGAAAUGCUGCCCCCUUCAUCCUUUCUCCCCCCCCCCCUCUCUCUCUCUCUCUCUCUCUCUCUCUCUCUCUCUCUCUCUCUCUCUCUCUCUCUCUCUCUCCCCCCCCCCCUCCCCCUCCCCCCUCCCGACCUCCCUCCCUCCAGCUCUAGUCAGAUGAACUGAUUGUGAAUUUAUAAUUUCUUGGCAACAAAAAGAGAGAAACUAGAGUGAAACGAAUAAUUGCAAAAAUCAUUUUAUGCUGUUCACUGUAUAUGUACCAGUAAUUUAGUAACUAUGACAUAUAUUACAGUGUAAUAAAUUUUGUUGUGUGUUGAUGUCCUCUUGUGUCACAAGUUGUGUGCUAACUUGAUGGAAGAAGCGGAUUUGUGGAAGAAACCGUAUCUAAGACAUAGUUACUGGUGCAUCCCUCUUAAGUAUCCAACUUAAGAUUUGUAAUAAUAUAGUUCUAUUUCGACAAAUGCAGCAGGUGGAACAACACAUUCUAGUCAUUGAAUCAGUGCCUUCUUGUGUAUUGUUGUUUUACUGUCUUCUGGUAUUACUGGUAACCAUGAAUAAGUAUGAAGAAGUUGAUUUCAACUGGUGUAUUUGAAAGCAUGUUUAAAAUAACUAAAAUGUGUGAAAGCUAUUUUUUGAUGAAGAUAAAGUGAGAGCUUUGUCAAAUGGUAAUUUGCUGUAUCAUAAGUAACCCGUUGGUAGCAUUUCUAGGUGCCUGCCAAAUAUUAUAGAAAAGCAAAAUGAUUUUGUGCUACAUCAUCCCUCCUGACAGCUAUUUUCUAAACAUUAAUUGUGACAAGUUUGUUGUCCCAGAUAUUUUUAUAUUCCAUUAUCGUGUACCUGGAAAAAAAAUAACUACAGAUUAUAAAGCAGUUUAAAGUUACACUUGUUUCAAUUAAAUCUCAUGUUGACUUUCUCAAUAUUAUAAGCAACAUAUAAAUCCUACAUAAUCUUUAGUGAGACAUGAAUAAAAACUGAAUAUUUACAUACUAUUUUAGUAUGAUGUAGGAUUUUUAUCAGAUUUGUAGUUUAUAAUUUUAUAUGAGGUGUCUAAUUUUUUACCUGACUUUUGUCAAUUGUUAAGCAAAGUGAGUAAAGUCAAAGAACAUCAUUUUCCAUUUUUAAAAGUUUAUUGCGCUAAACAUAAAUGAAUUUAACUCAGAUUAAAAAAAAUUAUGAAGCUGCUAAUAGCAAAUAAAAGCAAUAAUAGCCAUGAUUGUCAUAGGUUUACCCAUUGCUUUAUUACAGAUUAGGGUCAGCAUGUUCUUUCAGUGUAUGUGGAUCAGAGUUGCAAUAUCACAUUACCCAUGAGUGCAGUAACUUAGUUUGUAACAAUUCUCAGCUUCUCUUCAAUAGGUUACAGAUAUUUAUUUCUUCACUGAUUUUUGUUGCCUUAUAAAUUCUGAUCCAUUGUUUUGUUACAUAUGUACGUUUCACAAUGUCAAGUAACUGACAUUAAAUUUUUAAAUGAUAUGCUUUUAUAACAAGUUAUAUUUCAGGUUGUUGGUAUUUUAUGGUGACAUGCUUUUAAAAACUGUAAUAAUUUUUAAAAAGAUCUGGUAUGGUGCGGUUAUUGUAAGCACAUGCCGUAUUUAUUGUGUUUUUCUAAAUGCAAAUUAAAUUUUUAUGAACAUUGAA
This is a messenger RNA of Schistocerca gregaria, 3289 nucleotides long. RefSeq names its product tafazzin (gene Taz). Gene Ontology annotation, molecular function: 1-acylglycerophosphocholine O-acyltransferase activity. The record is from RefSeq and is a predicted model, not a curated record. The transcript is spliced from 4 exons. Bases 382 to 1173 code for a protein of 263 amino acids. Gene Ontology annotation, cellular component: mitochondrial membrane. NCBI's taxonomy places the organism in Eukaryota, Metazoa, Arthropoda, Insecta, Orthoptera, Acrididae. Gene Ontology annotation, biological process: inner mitochondrial membrane organization; cardiolipin acyl-chain remodeling.